UGUGUCUUGCUAAACAACUUCUUUUUCCCUCUGAGUAGCCUCACCCUCAGAGGUGAGAACGCAGAUAAACCCCUACAAACUCCCCGAGGGAGAAACCCAACGCCGUCAUGGCCAUUGCCUUCGGUACAGCAACGUAUGGAUCAAUUCAUAUCAAACACUGAUGCCCUGGCCUGUUUCUUUUUCUCUUCAUUUGGAUUGUAUCAGUAUAAGUUGUGAAUUUGACUGUUUUUGAGUGAGAAUUCGUAGUGUAUUCAUCUAUCAAACAGUGAGUUCCUGAAGCUUAUCACUCUUGACGCUCUUGAAUAUGGCGAAACCCGGAGCAUUGCCUUUAGCUCUUAUGAUUUCUUCGCGGCCCACAAAAAUGGCGAAGCAAUUUAACGCUCCAAAGCCACUUUCUCUGCCCGUUGGCUGCCAUUUAGUUCUUUGGUGCAAUAAAAAUACCCCAGAAGGAUUUCAAUUUUUGGGAGCUAGAAAUUGUUUGAGAAGUUGUUUGUUGAAUUAUUCACUAUUGGUAGCCAGAAGUUUUUCCAGUUCAAUUUCGAAGAAGGUGGGUGAAAGAAGCGGAAAGCACCUUCCUUGGUUAGCUGCGUCUACGGAAAGGGAACAACGAAGAGUUGGGAAGAAUGAAAUAAGUAAAGGGGUUAGGUCUUCUUGGGAGGAAUCAGCAGAAAAGUUUCUGAAAGGCGGUGCAUCCACGGUGGAAAUUAGAGAAACUCGUAAAUUUGGGAGUAGGAGGGAUGAGUUCAGGAAUAAAGAUAAUAUUCGUAGUGAAGAUGAACAAGAGGAGGAGGAGGAGGUUGAGGUUGUUAAUGAUCCGAGAUGGUACAAGAUAAGAAAUAGGUUCGAAAACUUCGUGGAGGCAAAACCAGGGUCUGAUAGAGCGGAGGUCAGGAGAUGGAAUAAGCAAGAAAGUUGGGGUAGGAAGACAUGGAAAGAAGCAAAGGAAUCUACAGUGCCAAAAAUAGUUGGAGAGGGGAUAUAUGGAGUUGGUCCGGUUUUGGCUGCACUUUCAGCUGGACGAAGAGAAUUCUAUGCACUGUAUGUUCAGGAAGGUUUGGAUCUGACUGUGAAUAAUAAGAAAAAGAAGGACAAGAAAGGUUUCGAGAAAGUUUUAAAGAUGGCGGAAAAGAUUGGAUUGAGCAAAAAAGAGGUAUCCAAGCAUGAUCUGAACAUGGUUGCUGAUAAUAGACCUCACCAGGGGUUGGUUCUGGAUGCUUCGCCUCUGGAAAUGGUUGGUAUAAAGGAGUUGGAACCUGUUUCUUUUGAGGGAGAAAAGGGGCCUCUUUGGUUGGCGUUGGAUGAGGUUACUGAUCCUCAGAAUUUGGGGGCUAUAAUUCGUUCUGCUUACUUCUUUGGAGCUUCUGGAGUAGUGUUGUGUGCUAAGAAUUCAGCUCCGUUGAGUGGAGUUGUGAGCAAAGCCAGUGCAGGCUCUCUUGAACUAAUGGAGCUUAGAUCUUGCAAGAAUAUGAUGCAGUUCCUGGCAUCGUCAGCUGGAAAUGGAUGGCGGGUUCUAGGUGGCUCAGUUUCACCUAGAGCUAUACCUUUGAGUGAGGUUGUGCCCGGUGCUCCCACAAUUCUGGUGCUGGGUAGUGAAGGCACUGGCUUGAGACCAUUGGUGGAGAGAGCCUGCACUGAGUUAAUUAGAAUUCCUGGAAAUUUCCCAGUCAAUUUUAUUAUGACAGGAGAUGAAGACGUUGACACCGUUGAGAAUCCAGGUCAAGAGUUCAGAUCCUUCUUGGCAGUGGAGAGCUUGAACGUAAGUGUUGCAGCCGGUGUUCUGCUCAAUCACUUGAUUGGAAGUAACUAUAGUGACUCUGGUUGUAUAGAAGAAAAUCAAACAGGCGUAAUUGAAUGAAAUACUCUGGUAUAAGCUAAAACUUGUGUUAUGUUAUUCCAUUACACAUAAUUUAUGCUUUUAUUUUGUCUUAUUGCAAUAUAUGAUUUUCCUCUCUCUGUUAAGAGUUUGUGGGACUUUUCAUUCCAAGUCAGAACAGCUGCCUCAAACUCAAACAGGCACAUAUAAAAGUUAAAGAAUAAUGUUUUUCCUUGUUA
Sesamum indicum (sesame) is the source of this 2052-nucleotide messenger RNA. RefSeq names its product tRNA/rRNA methyltransferase (SpoU) family protein. Gene Ontology annotation, biological process: rRNA methylation. Lineage: Eukaryota; Viridiplantae; Streptophyta; Magnoliopsida; Lamiales; Pedaliaceae. Gene Ontology annotation, molecular function: rRNA (guanine) methyltransferase activity; RNA binding. Gene Ontology annotation, cellular component: chloroplast. The record is from RefSeq and is a predicted model, not a curated record.